Messenger RNA from Poeciliopsis prolifica (blackstripe livebearer), 8235 nucleotides. It is a transcript of the gene cacna2d2b, whose product is annotated as calcium channel, voltage-dependent, alpha 2/delta subunit 2b. The coding region runs from base 348 to 3656 and encodes 1102 amino acids. Gene Ontology annotation, cellular component: voltage-gated calcium channel complex. The record is from RefSeq and is a predicted model, not a curated record. Lineage: Eukaryota; Metazoa; Chordata; Actinopteri; Cyprinodontiformes; Poeciliidae. The transcript is spliced from 38 exons. Gene Ontology annotation, molecular function: voltage-gated calcium channel activity.
AGAGAGAGAGAGAAACAGAGAGAGAGAGAGAGAGAGAGAGAGAGAGAGAGCAGAAGCAGAGACUCUGCAGUGUCUUGGCAGCUGCAGCAGUGCAUCUCCCUCCACCGUCCACGAUGCCUCCACGGAUGAUCGCCGCCUCCUCCGCCUUCACCUGACCGCAGAAACCGAUAUGAAGUCGUCGGGAAACUGAUCCGGACGUUCACACCUGCUCGCUGUCUGUAUCCCACCCCUCCUCUCCCACCUCCUUCCCUUCCGACACUAGAGCUUCAUCCACGCACCCAAAGCCAUUUGGGGACAAUUUUAUUUCAUUGUAUUUUUUUAUUUUUAUUUUUUUAUUUUCAUGGAAAAUGGCGAUAGGAAAAAAAUUUCGCAGCAUCGUCUGCUUAGUAUCAGUCCAAGUCCUCCUGAUUUUCAGCGCAUCGUGGCCUGGAGCAGAGGGUCUCACAUUCCCACAGCAAUACACGAUAAUCCACUGGGCCAGGCGGAUCCAGCAGGAGAUUGACAGAGCCUUUCAGCACAUCACUGGAGUUCAGCAGCUGAAAGGGAUAUACAAUGAAGAAAGGCGACACUUCAAGCUGGCGAAGAAUGAGCCGCGCAGGAUUGUGGAAAAAGUGGCCUUGGAUAUAGAAAAACUCCUGGCAAAGAAACGUAAAGCCCUUGAUCGUUUAGCGAAUGAAGCAGAGCGGCUCCAACGGGAACAUCUAUGGCAGGAUAGACUAAAGGAGCUUGACAUGGCCUACUAUGACUCCAAAGCUGAUUUGGAAUAUUACUCCGUGGAUGGAGAGGCAGAGGUGGAAAACCCCUCCCAACUUAAGCUGGAGUUUGUGUACGAUCCAAACUUCAAAAAUAAUGUCAACUUCUCGCACACCGCAGUUCAGAUCCCGACAGAUAUUUACAAAGGAGCUCCAGACAUCCUGAAUGAGCUGAACUGGACGCAGGCGCUGGAGAGAGUGUUCAUGGAGAACAGCAGGGAGGAUCCGUCGCUGCUGUGGCAGGCGUUUGGGAGCGCGACAGGAGUCACUCGCUACUAUCCAGCAUCUCCGUGGAAAGCGCCUGACAAAAUCGACCUGUACGAUGUCCGGAGGAGGCCUUGGUACAUCCAGGGGGCUUCAUCUCCAAAAGACAUGGUCAUCCUUGUUGAUGUGAGCGGCAGCGUCAGCGGACUCACGCUCAAACUUAUCAAGGCGUCUGUCAUGGAAAUGCUGGACACUUUAUCUGACGACGACUACGUCAACGUGGCCAGAUUCAAUGAGAAGGCUGAGGCAGUGGUCCCUUGCUUCAAGCAUCUCGUCCAGGCUAACGUGCGAAACAAAAAGAUUUUCAAGGAGGCCGUGCAGCAAAUGCAAGCUAAAGGCACCACUGACUACAAGUCUGGGUUUCAUUUUGCCUUUAACCAGCUUCUUAAUAAGACAAAUGUCCCGCGGGCGAACUGCAAUAAAAUAAUUAUGCUGUUUACUGACGGAGGGGAGGAUAGGGCUCAGGAUGUCUUCCUGCAAUAUAACUGGCCCAACAAAACAGUCCGCGUGUUUACCUUUUCCGUGGGUCAACAUAACUACGACGUGACGCCAUUGCAGUGGAUUGCUUGUACUAAUAAAGGUUACUAUUUUGAGAUUCGUUCCAUCUGUGCCAUACGGAUUAAUACCCAGGAGUACCUGGAUGUGCUGGGGCGCCCCAUGGUUCUGGCAGGCGGCGAGGCCAAGCAGGUUCAGUGGACCAAUGUGUAUCAGGACGCUCUGGGUCUCGGCCUGGUAGUGACGGGAACUUUGCCUGUGUUCAAUCUCACUAUGAAUGGAAACUCACAGAAUCAGUUGAUACUAGGCGUCAUGGGAGUGGAUGUACAUCUAGAUGAGAUAAAGCGACUGACACCACGCUAUAACCUUGGAGCCAACGGAUACAUAUUUGCCAUAGAUCCAAAUGGAUAUCUGCUCCUCCAUCCUAAUCUCCAGCCGAAGCCUGUGAACCUCCCCGAACCCGUGACCUUGGACUUCCUGGAUGCAGAAGUAGCGGACAGUAAUAAGGAGGAGAUUCGACGACAGAUGAUUGAUGGAAAACCAGGGGAAAUGCAGAUAAAAACUCUCAUUAAUUCUGUUGAUGAUCAAUACAUCGAUGAGGCAUACAGACGUUACACCUGGACUCCAAUCAAUGACACUGAUUACAGUCUUGGUCUGGUAUUACCUCCCUAUAGUGAGAACUUCAUCCAGGCAGACCUGAGCGAUGUGAUGGUGCAGCUCCAGUAUAUGCAGUCGUUGUUGCCGAGCUCCUUUGAGUCCUCUGGGCAUGUUUUUCUGGCUCCCAGAGAAUACUGCAAGAAUCUGCAGCUUUCUGAUAACAACACACAGUUCCUGCAGAACUUCCUCUCUCUCAUGCUGGAUAUCUCCCCAGAGUCUGAUGAAUGUGAACAAGGUCUCAUCCACAACCUUAUCCUGGAUUCCAGGAUUAUUGGUCAGCUUGCGUCUCGUGUUUGGAAGAAACAGGAUCUGAACGCAUAUGGCUUCCUUGCUGUUUUUGGAUCCACGCACGGAGGAAUAACGCGAGUUUUUCCCAACAUAGCUGCUGAGUUGUGGGACGAGGAUCCAGAACCGUUUAAUUCGGAUUACUACAGAAGAAGUCUGGAUAAUAAAGGCUACAUGUUCAGACCUUCACUGAGACCCUCAGAUGAUGACCCUUUUGGGGCUGAAAACGGCACCACAGGAAUUCUGGUUAGCUCAGCUGUCGAGGUCGAUUUAGGAGGAAAACUGCUCAAGCCUUCAGUGAUUGGAGUGAAACUGGACAUGGAGGCGUGGGUGGACAAGUUUAAAAUCCUGGCCAGCAAUGUUUCAGAUAACCGACAGGGGUCACAUAAGUGUGGACCAUCCAGAAGCUGUGAGAUGGACUGUGAAGUAAACACAGAUGACUUGCAGUGCUAUCUCAUCGAUGAUGGCGGCUUCCUCGUCAUGUCCAAUCAGAGAGAUCACUGGAAACAGAUUGGUCGCUUCUUCGGUGAUGUGGACCCGUUCCUGAUGUAUGCGCUCUACAACAACUCCAUCUUCGCUCGUCGACAGUCCUUCCAGUACCAGUCUGCGUGCGAAAUGGUCACCAGAAGCCACACUGGAUCAGCGCCAAGAGGCAUCUAUGUGCCGUCCAUAGGUGAUGUCUUGAGCUUGGCAUGGUGGACGUCCACACUGGCAUGGUCUGUGAUUCAGCAGCUUCUCCAUGGGCUUGUUUACAGCAGCUGGUUCCACCAAGAUGACAUCUUUAUCGAUGCCUUUGAGACAAAACAAAGCAGCUGUGUGACCAUCCAAAGCCAGUUCUACUUCACAAACACCACCAACUCCUAUAACGUCCUGCAGGACUGUGGGAACUGCUCGCGGCUGUUCCACUCAAAGCGGAUUGAAAACACCAAUUUGCUCUUUGUGGUGGCUGAGACAUUGCCCUGCAGCUCCUGUGAGAUUGAGAAACUGUCACAGAUCAAGAGGGAGUUUCAGGAGGAAAAUCCAUGUGAACUGCUGAGCAAUGCGCGAUAUCGUAGAGGUCCAACUCCCUGCUUUGACUACAGUGCCUUAGAAAACACGUCAGAGUGUGGUCGAGGGUCUUCAUUGCAGGCCUCAAUAGGGACACUUCUCUUCAUUCAGCUCAUUCUGCCUCUCUUUCAUCUCUCACACAUCCAAACACUCUGACAUGUUCCACCUCCUCGGAUUUAGGCUCGGAUCAACGGAAGGUCAGAUCAAACAGCAACUGUGAUGAAUUUUUCCUUUUUUUCUCUCUCUUUGCUGACGACUCAGUGUGUUUGGGAAGCCCUGGAACUGCCCCUGAUAUCUGUUUCCUGCCUUAUUGCUCAUACAUUUCUUGGCUUUUUGAGGGCUUAAAUACAAAAUCCUGGGGGGGGGGGGGAAUGCGUCGAAUGCAUGCAGCUUAACGUCAUUGAGGACAUUAGCAUUUAUUUCCGUUUUCCACAUUUAACAAUAAAAAAGGUCACAGAGGCAGUCAAGGUUUAAAGAGGAGAGAAUAACAAUGAAUUAUAAACCUGCGUGUUUUGAUAUGCUUUCAGUUAACUGAGAUCACAAAAGGUGUCAGAAGCACAUCAUGGAAAUGUACCAUUAUAGGGGAAGUUUCUGCAUUCCAACUUUGUACUGUAUUUUAAAAGCAUUGCAGCAUUUGUGUCUUACGGUUGUUUGUACAGAAACUGAUCUGAGGCAUUUAUCAUCCCUGAAGCCUGUAAGUGUAAAUAUAAUAGUCAGGUGCUGAGUGAGCUUCAUACAAAAAUAUGUUGUUUUCUUAUAUGUUGCUUGUGCUGUCCAAAAAGGACUCCUUUGGCAUUUAGUCAGUUUCAAUACAAAAUCAGCUCUAUAACUGAUAGCAUGCAUGGAAAACAGUGUGUAAAGGUUUGAAAUUUAUUUGAGCAAAGAAAAUCUGAUUUAGAAACCUAAUUUCAUGCUGUGGAAGUUUGCUGAACUUUUACUGGUGAAAAGGUAUUAAACAUAAAAGUCUGCAAGCUGAUUUUCUUUAAGAGAAAAACUAAACAGAUACAAUAAUGUUCAUUUUAUCUUGAAUGAUUACUUAAAAUAAUUUCAGUAUGAACAGGACCAAAUAUACAUUACGUUCAUCCAUCUAACCACAGUUUAAACAUUGUGCAAGACAGUGCACAAGACAAUGAUGGCCAGCCUGAAAUCACACCAAAGAUCAAGUUGGUUUGGCAAAUUAGAUUCCAGGAUUUAAACCCAAGGUCAUCCUGCUGUGAAACAACAGCACUAACAGAUGCUUCACUGUGUGGGUGCCGAUUAAAUCUAGUUAAAGAAUAAAAUGGUAAAAUGCCCUAAAUGUAUGCUUUAACUCCUGGAAAUGGAGCUUAGGCGAAAAUUCAACCUGGGAGACUCGAUCCAGCUGACAUUCAUCUCGCAAUCGCCACGUCCUACCUCAACCAAUCAGGGCUGGAGCAAUUCUCCGCUUCGAGCCUAUCAUUAUCCAGGACCGUCUUCAAAAGCCAAGCUAUCGGAGGGUCGACCCGCUCGUCGCUGCGCACAACCCACCUCCCUUCCCCUCUUCCCCACCUCCGUCCUGACGGAUGUCAUCCAGGAUCCUUCCACAUCCAGCUUCACCACCGGUUUUCGGCCCCAGGGAAGAUUGUCCGAGCUCGGCCGAGCUGAUUUCCCCCCCGCGGUGAUCCACGACUCACAGUCUUCAGCCGGGCCCGAGCGCCAAAGAAAUCUGUAUCAUUAAAUCUUCUAACUGCUAUUCUCUUCUCUGUGAGAGUCUCUCCAGAUUGAAAUGACUGUACCCAUUAAAAUAAGUGUUAAGGAAAGGAUUAUCUAAUCAAAAAGGAGAGAAAAUCAGCUGCGACUAUGAACAUAUCUCUAAAAUUUUAGGAAGCCUAUGUGAAUUUCAAGCUAAUGAAGAUGCAGCCCACUUUUCCACUUAAUUAUUAUUCUAAGCUGUUACUACCACGGUUUUCACAUCCAUGGGUUUGAAACUAACUACGCACCAUGUUUCCUUUGUGCCUGUUUAUGUUUGCAUGUUCAGUCCUUGUCUCACCUCAGCACAGGAAGCUCACUUACUGCAGCUGCAGCUGUUUUUACAUGAUGGUAGAUCUGAGCCUUAACCUCACAUUCACUGCAGUGUCUUUGACUCCAACUCUGAGGCUUGUUAAGACAGUUUGAGAAAUGCUUUAUGGGUCAAAUAUGACAGGACCCUUGACGACUUCCUUCUAGUCUCCGGGGCAUGUUUUCAUCUUGUAUGUCUUUAAAUUGAACUAGAGUUGACCACCCAAAGUUUGACAGUUGUAGCAUGGGAAAAGCCAAUAUAAAGAAAAACAUGACAUAUGUUACAUGAUACAUAUCAGUAUCUCAUUUUGUUUUGUCAUAAGGUUAACAAUAGUAUUUAUGGAAAUGCUUUACAGCUGCUCAGUGGGUUUUGGAUGUUGUCCAAGGAAGUAGAAUCAAACAAUGAGUGAUUGGUUUAAUAAACUAUCAAUGCAUCAGCAUCAAUUACAACAUUGAUAGACAUAAUGAUAUUAUCCCCACUCUCUGUGUUCAUACAAUGUUAGAAUUGAAUAAUUCUGAAUGUGUUUCACUUAUAAAAUUAAUGACAGUGUGUGACCGACAUGUUUUAUGCAUUUGAGACACCUUUUUGUAACUUGCAUUGCCAAAAUGUUGUCAACUUUGAAUUUAUGCACUUGUGUAUGCUUCUGUACGGAGAAUGUAGCUUAUAGAGAGCUUUGGUGUUGUCAAUAUGAUGUGCUUGUUGAAACCACAUCCUGAUUUUAUUUGGCAUGAUUCACUGUGGCAGAACGUUUGUGUUUUAUUAUGUGUACCCUAAGAGAGACUUAAGUCAGGAGUCUGAUUUUAUUCUGAACUAAGUGUACACAAAUACAAGCUUUUUGGUUUGUGCUUGGUCACAACAUUUAUACCUUACUAUCCUCUAACCACCUCAGUACAAGGGGAUAUUACAAUACUUCAUAUCUCACACAAACUCUAUAAUGCAUCAUCAGCCAAUAAACCCAACAUAAUUGGGUAGUACUUAGGCAAAGGCUAGUAAACAUGUGGGUUGGAUUUUCUUUAAUUAAACAAAAACAGUUUUAAUAGUUAUAUCAAGUGCAUGUCAGUUUGCACUUUUUGUUAUUGCACAACAUUUUAGAUAAACUUUUUUUUGCUGAUGAAUCUAAAAAACAUUUCCCAAUGUGAAGAGGAAAUAUCACAUAUCAGAGAUUAGAGUACACAUGGUGAAAUCCAGAAUGAAUCUUCUGCAGUGGUUUAUGCUCUUUUGUCUUUUAAAAUUGUUGGGGGGUUUUCUGGCUGCUGACUUACCUGGUGUGUAUCUUAAAAAACUUUUCAAAAAAGUACUUGUAAAGCAAUGUUUUUCUUUGUCAGCCUGGUGUUCAACCCUGCAGUGCCUUGCUGCACUCCCCAUUUUGGAUUACAGCAUUGAGCUGUGGACAUUCAGCGUGAAAGACACCAUGAAGAAUUGGAGCAGUCCAGCUUUUAAAGGUCCUAGGAAUAUUAAAAGAUGCUCAUUGUGGACAUUUUUAAAAGGAGCACAGUUGUGAAAGAGCACAGCAAGCGGACGGUCUGCAGAAACCCCCUGAAAUUCUUGGAUGGACAGAACCUUGCUGUGGUUCUGCUUUGUCUCAUUGAUUUCUACACUGUGGUUCCAUCUUAAAUUAAAGAAUAGACUCUAGAUUUCUACUUAAUUCCAUCAACACGCACUCAGUUUGUAUGUUAGGCACCUACUGGAGAGGUUUGCAUAUAAGUUAGGAGUGUCUGAAUUAAAUGAACAAAUAUCUAUUUCAACAAAACAGACUGUUUUGCAUCUCUUCUGGACCCGAGCAUGACGAGAACUUGGAGAAUAAAGAUCUUCUAUUGGUCUGCUUAAGGGAAAGUGAGUUUGAGGAACUUUGCAGCCUACAGCACAAUGUUGACUGAGGCAUUGAUUUACCUUAAAUGACCUGUAUUUACUUGCAUGAUAUUUUGGACACUUUACAGAUAUGUGUAUAUAGAUACUGAUGAGUAUUUUACAUUCAUGUCUGCAUACAGCUCUGCAAGUCUGAGGCUGUGCCCUUUUUAGAUAAACUGCACGUGAAGAGGAGGCUGCAGAUGAAACUGAAAGUUUGACUUCAGUGAAGCCUACAGGGACUGAUGGUAUAUUGGGGAUUUAGGUAUUUUGCAGCAAGUGAAAGCACAGAGAAGUUUAAAGUUAUGAGCAACAUACUGCCCAAUGAAAAUCUCUUUUAUGUAGAAAAAAAAAAGACUCAAAUUCUGUUUGAAACACUGAAUGUUAAUUAUGUGUAUCUAAGUUGUGUAUAUGAAAAUAAGACACUUUCGGACAACCAUCAACUUGCUUUGUUAAUGAGAAAUAAAAUGUCAGUAUUGCUUUUUUUAAAUUUAUGCAAUAUUUUAUGUUUCUUUAUUUUGAACUUUCAAAUAACAGAUAGAAACUGAAUGUACUUGAAGUUUCUGAGGGCGCAGGGAGUCUAAAUUGAUAUAUAGUAAAUUACCCUGUGUGUUUACAUCCUCAGAGUUUUUGGAAAACAAACAGUAAAAUAGUUUUUGCUGUGACUUUGCUUUUCAUUUUGCUGAUGUCGUUGUUUACUCUGGAACGUGUCCUCUCUUUGUGCCAGUCUCCAACACCGCCUCAUUUUGUACAGACAGUGUGACACAGUCAGCAGAAUAUAAAGGAUGAAUUUGUAAAAAUUUUGUCAGUCUCAUUAGAAAUUUAAAUGUUUAUAUCUUUGGUGAUUAAAUGCUGUUGAUAUUUUUCACUUCA